Messenger RNA from Suillus clintonianus, 594 nucleotides. Its product is annotated as tetrapyrrole methylase. The coding region runs from base 1 to 594 and encodes 197 amino acids. The record is from RefSeq and is a predicted model, not a curated record. Gene Ontology annotation, biological process: siroheme biosynthetic process. Gene Ontology annotation, molecular function: uroporphyrin-III C-methyltransferase activity. The transcript has 4 exons. Lineage: Eukaryota; Fungi; Basidiomycota; Agaricomycetes; Boletales; Suillaceae.
AUGCCACGCAAGGAACAACAUAUUGUUGCAGAUUAUGCGUUUAAAUCAAGUCCUGCCGCCUGCGACAAAUCGUCCUGCCCCGGUAUUGUCAACGUUAACCCAGACUUACAGGCCUAUGCCGCGUUCGCGUCAAGCCCCACCUACGCGUCAGCACUUCACCUAUAUAGCAUAGGUAUAUUCUCAAUCUAUCCGUCCAUAAAUAACUUGAUACUUUUCCUGCCUCCAAAGAAAGGCCAUAUUCUCCUGGUUGGCUCCGGCCCAGGAUAUCCUUCCCUUCUCACCAUUGCAACUCAUAAUGCGCUUACGAAGCACACAGACCUUGUUCUCUUGGACAAGUUUGUUCCCGCUGCUGUACUUGCACUCAAACUUCAAACUGUCGAAGUGUGCAUUGCACGCAAGUUCACCAGCAAUGCCGAAGGUGCACAAUCAGAGAUGGUGGAUGCAGCCGUCGAAGCUACUCGAUGCCGCCUCACCGUUGUCGGGCUAAAUCAAGGAAACCCAGUCGUCUACGGCCGUGCAGGGGAAGGCGUCCUCGUCUUCCCAACACAUGGAUCCGAAUCGCUUGUUGUCCCAGCCGUCUCAUCUGCACACUGA